AUGGAUAGAAGUUGGGUCUUGUCACUUCUUCUUCUUCUAUUGAUUUUGUUUGUCUCCGAUGCUUCUUCUUCGUUUGUCAAAUUUCGUGAGUUAGUUGAUGAAGAUGCACCAAAGGAUAAUUCAAAUUCAACCACUAAACAAAAUCCUUCGUUGCCUAUUCAUGCACCUAUUGGAGAUGUAAAAUCCAAUGUAAGCUCAUCAGAGCCUCCUUUGCCAACUAGUAAUUCCACGAAUGCUACUCCUAAGGAGCCUAGUUCGGUGAGUCCACCUCCGCCAUUGGAACCUGAAGCCGAGAAGAAUGUCACGACGGUGUUAAAUGCAACAGAGCCGAUAAGCCCGCCUCCAGCGAACCAAACGGAUAGCCAGGAUAAGGGAAAGUUACCAGCUAAAAUGGCGCUGCCUCCAAAAAGUUUGGAAAGUGGGAAAAAUGAGACGGGAAAUCCACCUCCGGGUAAAGAUUCUGAUAAGGUGAAUGACGCUAAGGGGAGCUCAGAGCCUGCUAGUGCAGAGACCUGUGUAGGAAAGUCUAAGAUAUGUAGAACCGGGAACUCAUUGGUCGCAUGUUCUUUAAGCAUCGAUAAAGCUUCUGGGACAUGGUUGAUUUUAGUUCAGAACGAAGGGGGAGAAUCUUUAAAAGUAAACGUUGUUCUUCUGGUUACCCCUUUACGAGAGCUGACACUGCCAAAACAGCAGAGUCAAAGGGUGAACAUAUCCAUUAGUAAAGACACAAACAAGAUCAUAUUAGACACUGGAAAGGGACUGUGCGCGCUUCACAUGUACCCAUUAGAAGAAAAUACAUUAUCCAUCCACUUUCCCUCAUAUGAAAAGCUAGUGACGCCCAUUAAUGGUGCCUAUUUCUUAAUAGUAUCCGUCGUUAUUUUUGGGGGAACUUGGGGAUUUUGUUUGUGCCGGAAGAAUCGUCGUGCGGGAAAUGGAGUUCCUUACCGUGAGCUAGAAUUAAGCGGAGGGCCGGGCUUACAAAAUGAGUCAAUGGUCCAUGACGUGGAGACAGCAGACUGGGACGAGGGUUGGGAUGAUGAUUGGGAUGAGAAUAAUGCUGUGAAAUCGCCCGGUGGUGCAGCAAACAGUGUCAGCAUCUCUGCCAACGGUUUAACAGCAAGGGCUCCGAGCCGAGAUGGCUGGGAUCAUGACUGGGACGACUAG
Messenger RNA from Arabis nemorensis, 1164 nucleotides. NCBI's taxonomy places the organism in Eukaryota, Viridiplantae, Streptophyta, Magnoliopsida, Brassicales, Brassicaceae. The record is from the annotation of a GenBank genome assembly.